UGCGUGGAUUCGAAAAGUGGGCGUCGCUAUUCUUGAGCGCGUACGAGCGCGCUUGGUUAAUUUGCAAUUGUUUAGUUUUUUUCAGUAGUACUACGCGAUGACUUCGCAAGUUUCGUUCAUCGUUGACGUUAAUGGAAUUUGAUAAACAGUCAUCUAAUUGAUGGCAUUCGGCCCGGGUUUCUGAUUACGGUGAAGCACCUCGCGUGGCAUUAUAGCAACACGCUUACGGCUGCUCAGAGCUACGAGGUGACGAGGAAGUUGGUUGUGACAAAAACAGUUCAGUUUGAAGAGGUGUGACUGUCGACAUUUUAGUGAUACAUAUUUGUGGCGCGUGAGAAACUCGAAUGCAUUGACCUGUGAUAUACUCCGUACUACAGUGUAGCGUUAGAUGAUUAACAACAUACUUCAAAUCACCUGUUUCCUAAGUUGCUAGCCGGCCGUGCAUUGUCGAUUGAUAACAAUACGGGUAAAUUUCAGUGGCAAUGGCAGUGAUUUAUUUGCGGUGCUUGAUAACGCCAGAACGGCACGCAGUAGUUGUUCGGGACAAAUAAAAAGAGUUACAUGUGCCUUUGACUAUUGCCGCACGGUGGUAGAGAUAGUUAGUGAAAACUUGCAACUGCGAAUCUUUCAUUGUGUCACAAAAUAACGUUGGUCUCAAUUGAAAUUACUAUGCAAUCCCUCGCCGUAUUAGUAGCUGUUAUUCUUUUUCUGAUGGAUGGACUUCGAGCAUGUCUACCGUACGUAACCCGCGACGCAUGGGACGCCCAUCCUCCAAAAUUGGUGGAGAAAUUUACCGGCCCAAUCCCGUACGUAAUCAUACAUCACUCUUACCAACCGGCCGCCUGCUACGAUGAAAAGGAAUGCCAGAAGGCGAUGCAGAUUAUGCAGCGUAUGCACCAGCAGGAUCGAGGUUGGAAUGACAUCGGGUACAGCUUCGCAGUGGGCGGUGAUGGACGGAUCUAUCAGGGGCGAGGAUUCAACGUAAUCGGAGCACACGCGCCUCGAUAUAAUGACAAAAGCGUUGGAAUUUGUUUGAUCGGCGAUUGGCGAUUUGAUUUGCCGUCCAAGAAAAUGAUUAAUGCCGUGCAUAGUUUGAUAGAGUACGGUGUUUACAAUAACAUCAUUGCUUCUAACUACACACUCAUCGGACAUCGGCAAACGCGACCGACGGAUUGUCCAGGCGAUAGGCUGUAUAAGGAGAUACAGGACUGGCCGCAUUACUCGCCGUUGCAGGAUGUGGUUGACCCCAACAGUAUUCCAACGUAGACUGAAUGAACUGAUCUAAACUGAACUUUCUCGUUGAUCAAAAUAAAUAAAACGUGACUAAUAAAUAUAUGGAAAUACGUU
Molecule: messenger RNA, 1347 nt
Organism: Topomyia yanbarensis
Lineage: Eukaryota; Metazoa; Arthropoda; Insecta; Diptera; Culicidae
Gene: PGRP-LB
Product: peptidoglycan-recognition protein LB
Exons: 3
Coding region: 670-1266 (198 amino acids)
Biological process (GO): peptidoglycan catabolic process; innate immune response
Molecular function (GO): peptidoglycan binding; N-acetylmuramoyl-L-alanine amidase activity; zinc ion binding
Source: RefSeq, a predicted model, not a curated record